CGCUUAUAUCAAGCAAUGGGUUGCACCAGUUACACAUCCUCAUAUUCUUCUUGGCAGUUCUUCAUGUGCUUUACAGUGCUGUCACAAUGCUUCUUGGGAGACUGAAGAUACGCGGGUGGAAGGCAUGGGAGGCAGAGACUUCAUCUCAUGGCUAUGAGUUUGCUACUGAUGCUUCGAGAUUCCGGCUAACUCAUGAAACAUCGUUUGUGAAAGCCCAUGCAACUUUUUGGACUAGAAAUCCCGUCUUCUUCUAUAUCGGUUGCUUCUUUAGACAGUUUUAUAGGUCUGUGGGUAAAGCUGACUACUUAGCUCUUCGCAAUGGUUUUAUCAGUGUCCAUAUGGCUCCUGGAAGUAAAUUUGACUUCCAAAAGUAUAUCAAAAGAUCCUUGGAGGACGACUUCAAGAUAGUUGUUGGAGUCAGUCCUGUCCUCUGGGCGUCGUUCGUCAUUUUUCUACUACUAAAUAUUAAUGGAUGGCAUGCUAUGUUUUGGGCAUCCUUAAUUCCUGUCGUGAUAAUUUUGGCUGUUGGAACAAAACUUCAAGCCACAUUAGCAAAUAUGGCUAUAGAAAUCACAGAAAAGCAUGCUGUUGUCCAAGGGAUUCCUCUUGUUCAGGGCUCUGACCAAUAUUUUUGGUUCGGUCGGCCUCAGUUAGUUCUUCAUCUUAUUCACUUUGCUUUGUUCCAGAAUGCAUUCCAAAUAACAUAUUUCUUGUGGAUAUGGUACACUUUUGGGUUUAGAAACUGUUUUCAUGCUGACUUCAAGCUUGCAAUACUUAAAGUAGUUUUAGGGCUUGGAGUGCUAUGCCUAUGCAGUUAUAUCACGCUUCCGUUAUACGCUCUUGUUACUCAGAUGGGCUCAACAAUGAAAAGAUCAAUAUUUGAUGAACAAACAUCUAAGGCGCUAAAGAAAUGGCACAUGGCUGUGAAAAAGAAGCAUGGAGAGAGGCUAGGGAAGUCGAAGGCGCGAACCUUGGACGACGGAAGUACCAUUGGUUCGACGGUGCAUUCUUCAGGACCAAUGCUACACCGCUUCAAAACCACCGGCCACUCGACACGGCACACUUCAUCCUAUGAGGACCAUGAUGAUGACGAAGAUUAUCAAUCUGAGACUGAAUUGUCUCCCAUUACUCCAAGAUCAAGCUUGAUAGUGAGAGUGGAUAAUGGUGACCAGCAAGAAGAAAUAGCAAGAGAAAAUAGGCACCCCACUGUUGGAGAACAAACCAAUAAUGGUUUUGGAGGUUAAUCUAUUAAUCUCCCUUCCCUCCUUUAAUUUUUUUAAACGUAUUUAUACAUCGGUGAAAACUCUGUACAGUUGUCUUGAUGCGAAGUUAGUUGAGAACUGUUAGAUGAUUCUACAUGUUUGACUAAAUUAUUAUUUAACCACUCUCAACUAUCAACUUCACGUGAAAACAACUAUACGUGAGUCUUCACCUUAUAUAUCUCUUUGUAGAUAGGAAUAUAUAAUUCACUUUUGUAUAUUGUAAUAUAUAUUAGUCUUUUGAAUUUGUGGAUAGAACAUCAAAAUGUGAAAUAAUCUAUCCUUCACAGUGAAAUAGUUAAAAAUCAAAGAACCAGUCAUUUACAUA
Arachis duranensis is the source of this 1587-nucleotide messenger RNA. RefSeq names its product MLO-like protein 8. The record is from RefSeq and is a predicted model, not a curated record. NCBI's taxonomy places the organism in Eukaryota, Viridiplantae, Streptophyta, Magnoliopsida, Fabales, Fabaceae. Gene Ontology annotation, cellular component: membrane. Gene Ontology annotation, biological process: defense response.